Messenger RNA from Naegleria gruberi, 688 nucleotides. RefSeq lists its product as uncharacterized. Gene Ontology annotation, molecular function: double-stranded DNA binding; telomeric repeat DNA binding; DNA helicase activity. Gene Ontology annotation, biological process: double-strand break repair via nonhomologous end joining; telomere maintenance; cellular response to gamma radiation. Gene Ontology annotation, cellular component: Ku70:Ku80 complex. The annotation marks the transcript as partial. The transcript has 2 exons. The record is from RefSeq and is a predicted model, not a curated record. NCBI's taxonomy places the organism in Eukaryota, Heterolobosea, Eutetramitea, Acrasida, Naegleriidae.
AAAAUUACAAGAAUUUACAAAUGAACAAACACCAACUGAUAAACAUAUUCAAUUAGCUAAAAAGAUUACAAAGAAAUUAACAAUAGAUUUUAAUCCACAUGAAUUUACAAAUCCAUCACUUCAACAAUUUUAUCAAUCAUUACAAGCAUUAGCUUUAGAACAUUCAAAUAUUGAACAAAUUGAAGAUGUUUUAAAACCUGAUAAGGAGGGUAUGAAGAAGUAUGAAAAUUUAAUGAAUGAAUUUAAAGAUAUGAUAUUCCCUUCUGAUUAUGAUCCUGAUUCUAAAAAGUUGACAAAAUCAACAACACGUACUUCUUCUUCAAAGGUUAAGAAGGAAGAAGAAGAAGAAGCAACAACAGCAGCAGCAGACUCUCAAGAUGUAUCUGAAUCAACAUCUAAAAAGAAAACUGCAACACGUAAAAAGACUAAUGAUUCCAAGAAACGUAAAAAGGCAGAAGAAUCUGAAGAGGAAGAAGAAAAAAAGCCAAAGAAAAAGAAGGCUGAAUUAUCUGAAUCUGAUGAAGAAGAAGAAGAAAUUGAUAUGGUACAAUUAAUUAAAGAUGGUAAAGCAGAUAAAUUGAAAGUAGAUAUUUUGAAAGAAUUUUGUAAACAAUACAAAUUGAAAAUGAUGAAGAUUGACCACAUAUUUGAAUUGACACAUUGUCAUUUCUACUUCCUAAGAAUCUAA